CCGCUUCUACCCCGAGUCUCCCCCUCCCCCGGUCAGUGACGGUGCGGGUUCACGGCUGGGCCUGGAAUCGGUGUCGGACCGGAAGUUUGCGGAAUUGGGCGCACCAGUUUUGGAGAUGAGCCCAGAGGAAGAGUUUGGAAGCUGUUUGGAAAAUGCGGAGAGCUGGAUCCGGAUGAUCCAGGAGCGCCUAGAGGCCACUGACAAUGUCCAAGGACCAAAGGCUGCCUUAGAAAACAGACUGAGAGAGUCGGAGGUUAUCUUAGCAGAAGAGCCUGAAGGGAAUCUCCGACUGGGCAGGGUGCUGGUGAAGGCAGAAUCUCUCCUUCAAGGCAGAAGUGACGAUGAGAAGCAUGAAAUUCAAGCGGCAAUGAAACAUAUUAAAACUCUGUGGGAGGAUACACAAAUCAAUAUGGCCCAUUGUCACAGUCGGAUUGAAUGGGUUUUGCUGCACUGGUCUGAGUAUUUGAAGGCGAGGGAAGAUUAUUUUCUUUGGUUGAUGAACAUGAAACAAAAGCUGGAGCCUGAUCUUGAAUUACAGCUUGGCCUCAAGGAGAAGAAAUUACAAUUAAGCCAUCACACAGUCCUACUCAGUAACAUUUUGAACCAGGCUGCCCUGCUUGAGCGACUCAUCCAGGAAUCUGGGUCCUUAUUUGCAAAGACGGAAGAUGAGACCGUCAAUGAAGCAGCACAGCAGAUGUUAAAGGCUGAUCAUGAAGCUCUUCAGAUGAAAGCAAAGGAAAAGGUGAAGAUUUUGGAAGCAAUUGUACAAGAGCAUCAACAAUAUGCAGACAGGCGGGAAAAAUUCCAGAACUGGCUGCAGUGCAUGAAGGAAAAAUUUAACAACUGUUACACGUGCACAGGCGAUAAGAAUCAGAUGGAGAGAUCACUUACAGAGCUAAAGGAACUGAGCGAUGCAGUCAGCAGCCAAAAAGGAGAGCUGGACAAUCUGCAGGUUCAGGCCACGGCUGUCAUCCUCAAUACAUCUCCUUUAGGUGCUGAGCUCAUCACCAAAGACUUGGAAGAGCUGAGGGCAGACUGGAAUAGUCUGAGGCUGAGGUGCCAGCAAGAUCAGGAGCCACUGAAGCUUGGACUUCAUUCUGUGUUGGAAACCAAGUCAAGGGCUGAGCAGCUGGAGAGAGAAGUUGCCAAGUUCGCGGAAUGGCUACAGAGCUUCGAUUUGCAGCCCCCCGAUGAUGAUGGGAUGGAAACUGCAUGGUGCAAAUGUCUUCUCACCAGAUCUUCAAUUUUAGCAGAAGAACCAAGAGUGGAAGAGUUUCAGCUUAAAUUGAAAGAAUUUUGCAGAUUCUCUCAGAGUGAAGAACAACUUUGUAACAAAGUCCUGAGUGUAAUUCAAGAUUAUAAAAGGGUAAAAGGACAGAUUGUGAAGAGGUGCAACCAGCUUGGAUCGAGACUGCGGUGUGACUUUCAGAAGUUCUUGCAAGAGUUUCAGCAAUGGAGGAACAGCACUGAGAGCCUGCUGCACUUGCCUCUGGACCCGGACGGUGGGCCGUUGACCAUGACUUAUCUGCAGAACGUUGAGGAUCAUCUGGCUCGUAGCAACCAAUUGAAAAUCCAACUCGACAGAUUUCAGGGGCUAAAGGGAAUGUUGGACAGUGUCUACAGUGAAGAACAGGUUGCAACGUUUGAGUCUAAACUCCAAGAGGCAGUUCAGCAACGAACAUUCCUUAAUGAUAGCCUUUUACAAAGGCGGAGAAAAUUGCAGGCUCGAGGCCCUGAUGAAGUUAUUGAAUUCAGAAAGAUGAACGGUCGAGAUCCCUCUGAUCACAAACUGCUAUUGAAGAAGUUUGAAGUGUGGCUGAAAACUGAAGAUCGGAAAUUGACAAGUAUUUUUGCUGCUAAAAGUCCAAGGAGUAGCAGAGAAAGAAAAAACAGAAAACAAGGCCUGAAGGUGCUGCAAUCUCGUGUCCCUCAUGGCCAGAAAAUUUUUGAAGAGCUCCUCAGUACUGAGUUUUCUGGCGCGAAUGAAGAAGAGAAACAGCUGGAAGAUUUGCGAUACCGAUGGAUAUUAUAUAAAACAAAAUUGAAGGAGGCUGAAGAGCUUUCGGCUCGAGGCCCUGAUGAAGUUAUUGAAUUCAGAAAGGAAACAUCACGAGGGAUCUGCCAUUAUUUGUCCCGUGCCUGUUGUGCAGCACUCCCUCUCCAGCUGCUCCUGCUCCUCUUGCUGCUGCUUGCCUUUUUACUGCCACUGAUUGAGGAGCAGGACAGCUGCAGUGUGGUGAACAACUUUGCUCGCUCCUUCUACCUGACACUGAGAUAUCAGGGACCCCCUCCAACAUAACCAGCACCCUGACCUAACUUUGCACACAGUUUUCUUUUAAACUGUGAUGCAGAAAAGCACAGCUCAUUUCGUUGUCCUAUUAUUCGUAAUGGUGACAGGAUUUAUACUGUCUUAUUUUGCUUCCUGACAGGCUCCGGUAGAAGUUGCUUGAUUAUUUUAAAAGUAUUGGUCUGGAAGCUGAUUGUUUAUGUCUCUGGAAUCCUAUCAAUCCUGCUUGAGGUGAGGACUCCAUAAAGACUAUUUGCCAGUAUUUCCCUGCAAGCAUUAGGCCUUUUCAAAAAUAAAUUAUUUUAUGUACGAAAUAAAAGUAAAUUAUUUCAAAGGAACUUCUAACAAUUUCUGAUUUAUUUCUGGCUGAGGUUCAGGGUUCCAGCCCCCAUCUCGCACAGCUGGGCUGAUCACUUUUAAAUCUAACUGGAGACGUAUGAGGGAUGUAACUUCCCUGAAUUGCUAAGAUGAGAUAUACUUCAUAUUUUUCACCAUCAAUUUAUCUUUCUGGUUUUUGGAAAUUAUCAGGAAUGCAUCAUUCUAAUCUGUGCGUGAAGUAGUUUAUAAAUGUGUAAUUUGGUCUUUUUUUAAAAAGUAUGUAGCAGGGUGUUCCAUCAGAAAUCUCAGUCCAGACUGUGCUGUUGAUGUCUGAUCAUGAAAAUUACCUGGGACUCAGGUUCAGUCAUGUGAUAGAGAGGUGUGGUAGCAGCAGAAACAUCUUGCCUGUGGCAGUACUUGAAAGAAUUCCACAGGUUGUUCUAUUCUUGCUCUUUCCUUCAAAUUGGUAUUUUCACUUUUCAAGUAUUUAUCCAAAUCACUUUUUGAAAGUUACUGUUUAAUCUGCUUCCGCUAUCUUUUCAGGCAGUGCAUUCCAUAUCUUCACAACUCAACUCCUAUAUGUAGUCACACCUGAUCGUUGUUUUAAAUCUGUGUCCUCUAAUUACUAAUCCCUCCACACCUGGAAAUAGUUUUCUUUUAUUUACACUACCAAAACCACUUCAUGAUUUUGAGCACCUUCAUUAGAUCUUCUCUUUAAUAUUUUGUGCACUAAAGAGAACAAUCCCAGCUUCUGGAAUUUCUACUCAUAGCUGAAGUUCCUCAGUCCGGGGUGCACUUAAGGAAUCCUUGUCCAUCAAUUGGACUCCUGGGCCCUAAGCAAUAAUUUAUAAAGGUUGAAUGUAACUUCUGUGCUUCUGUACUUUAUUCCUCUAAGAUUAAACCAAAGGAUAGUAUCUUUUUUUUUCCCCUUGCGUUUGUCCAGCAAUUUCUGUUUUAUUUUUAGAUCUCCAGCAUCUGCUGUUCUUUGUUUUAUUUUAAUAUUCAACUUAGCCUAAUCCUGUUCACCAGUCACUCCUAUUCCCAUUGAUCUGAAUGGGUUCCCAGUUUACUCAUUCCUUGUUUUCAGUAUUCUUAUCCUGGAUUUCAGAUUCUGAUGGCCUUGCUCCUCCCGAACUCCUGCAGUCUCCAUUGCAUCAGGAUCUCGAUAACCUUCCACCUUCAGUUCCUGCAUAUGUUGAAUUUUAGUCACUUCACCAUUGGGGGCCACUGACCUGUUAACUGUCUGGGCGGAGAGCUGUGGAAUUCCCUCCCUACAUGCACUUGCCUCUGUACUUGUCCAUCUUCCUUCAAGACACUCCUUAAAAUUUGUUGAAAUGUUUAAUUAUAUGCCUCCCCACAAAUUGUAAGUCCAUUUGUGUUGCACCUCCUCAUUUUUGUUCCAUAAUGCUUCACUGAAAGCUUCCUUACAUUUAAAUUGUAUCUUCCACGUGUCUUCCCACUUUCACCAAUCUAUCUCUUUUUGGAAUCUGUUACUGUCUUCCUCGGGCAUAAUAUAUUUCUAGUUUCGUCAUCUGCAUUGAAAUUCUGCUCCAUGUAGCCAAGUCCAGGUCAUUAGUAUACAGCAAAAAUAUCAUUCAUAUCCAUAGUAAUAUUGCCCUUUUAAUACAGGUGCUUUACCGUCUGAUUCUGGGACCAACACAGUGCAAAUGCAGAUUUUAUUUUGAGCCUUUAUCUGAAAUUCCUUGCUGACAUUAAGCUUUGACAACAAACACUGCACGCUUCUGAUAAGCCUGGUAUCAAGCCUUUCACAUCUAAAAAAUAAAGAAGUGGCAAAUUUGAAUCAGCAUUUUUAUUUUCAAAUAAUAACAUAAUAUUUAGUUGCCUAACUAUUAUUAAUGUAAGAUGUUCUUACAAAGCUUAGACUAAGCAGUCUUAAAAGAAACCUCUUCUACUGUACUCUAAUAUAAUAUAACCAGUGUGGAUAAACAUGCAUUUAUUUCCUGUUCAAAAUCCUCUGUUGGUGUUUAACAUUUUAACUUUGAAAAUCUAUGUAACAAUAUGUAGAAUGGAAAUCCACGCACCUCUAAUGAAAUACUUAAGUCAACAUUUCUGAUGGAAACUGGCAUGAAUGUUUACAGCAAGGAGGGAAGGCAGUUAUAUAGUUAUCAUGUCAGUGACCUAAUAUUCCAGAGGCCCAGGGUAACAUGGGAAUAUGGACAUGGAUUGAAAUCCCAUUAUGACACAAGGUAAAAGAAAUUCCUGUUGUCUCUGAAAGGAAUUCUGCUGGCUUCUCCUGGUCUGGCCAGUAAGUAAUUCCAGCCCCUCAGCAAUGUGAGAUUAACUGUUAACUGCUCUCUGAAGUUACCAAGGGAGCCACUCAAUUCAAAGGUAAUUAGGAAUGGGCAACAUCCCAUGAACUGAUGAGAAGGAGCGAUAUGUGAACAUUUGCUCUGAUUUGUUGGGUACCAAAAAAGUCACUCAAAAUGAUUUUUACAGAUGUCACUACUUGUUCUGUUUUGAAAAUCCAAAACUCAGUGUUAAUGCAAUGUAUUAAUUAUUACAUUUCACAUUAAUCUGUUUCAGUGUA
Molecule: messenger RNA, 5153 nt
Organism: Stegostoma tigrinum
Lineage: Eukaryota; Metazoa; Chordata; Chondrichthyes; Orectolobiformes; Stegostomatidae
Gene: syne3
Product: spectrin repeat containing, nuclear envelope family member 3
Exons: 14
Coding region: 116-2299 (727 amino acids)
Biological process (GO): nuclear migration
Cellular component (GO): meiotic nuclear membrane microtubule tethering complex; nuclear outer membrane; cytoplasm
Molecular function (GO): actin filament binding
Source: RefSeq, a predicted model, not a curated record